AUCGAAAGAGAUCAGUUUGUGGUGACUAACGAAACGAACAACAUGUAAGACGAUUUUCGUUGUUGUGGUUGAAGGUGUUGUAUUAGACUUUUUUGUUUUCAUAUUUAUUUUUUUUCGCUCGUCGAUUUCAACAAUUUAACAUAACAAUAUACGCGAUAUUUCUCUGUAUGUACGUUUAAUAUUGUGUAUAAACAAACGGUUACGUAUCGAUACCCGACAAUGAAGAAGAUGCUAUGUGGUGAUCAGUCUUCCUAAAAAAUUGUUACAAAAUAUUUUUCUGUGCUAUAUUCAACGUGCGAAUGUUAAUAAAAAAAAAUAAUAAAAACUUUUGUGGUACAAUAUUCUUCGCAAGUUUUAUACUCUUUUGUUAAUAUUAUGUGAGUGAAUAAUAAUAAAGGUGCUGCUUCUCUAUGUUUGGAUAAAAUAAAUUUUAAUAUUUUUUUUUUCGUUAAUACUUCUCCCGAUAUACAAUUAAAAGGCACAUUCAUUGUGCAAUUUUUCUUGUAAAUAUUUUUGCGCGUAAAUACUUAAAGCAUCGUUUUGGGCAAUAUCGUCAUUGUAUGUGAUUUUAAUUAGAUGUUGAGAAUUGGAAUGCUUAACUCGGUGUAUACACAUCCAGCAUAACUUGAAUGGAAUUUUAACAGAAUCAACCUUGCUGGAAUUAAACAAAGAAAAAUACCAUGGAUUAUGCGGAAAGCUCAACGGAAUGCUAAUCAAAUCUUAAGUUAUUUUGGUUCUAUUUCCACAUUUAUAGGAAAUAAACAAAAAGCCAAAUUAAGGAAAUUGAAUCAAUUCCAUUUUCCCACCCGCAAAUAACUUUACACAGCUUAAGUACAUAGGCUGUCGCCUGGUGUGCGUAUAUAUAUAAUAAGAGGGAUUUAAUCCAUACUCUUCUUCGCAUAAAACGCAACUUCAACGAAUUUCUUAAAUAUGUUGAAAGGAAUGCACGAACGACCAGUUAAGAAAAUCAAGGGAGGACAUUAUGUAGCUACAAAUGAUCGUGACACACCCGAUCCACCAUAUGUACACGCUAAUCGGGGAUAUUGGACGGAUGGUGAAGAGAGUCAUAGAGCACCAUCCGAACGAACAAUGUCUGAGUAUACGAUAACAAAUGAACGAACAUCACCACCACAUCCUCCAGUUAGAAAAACGAAAAUCGAUCGAUCGGAAAAUGGUGGACCACGAUCGUUAGUGAUGAGUCCCUCGAACGGGCCGCCGAAUCGAAUUCCGCCUAGAGCACCGUCGGCACUUAGCUAUGAUCAUGGGGGCGAUACUGGAAGUGAUAUUUAUGUGACGAGUGCAGCUUAUAAAGCUCCAUCGGAAAUUAGUCGCUAUAGUGUACAUAGAUCCCAUUCACGAGGUCCUCGGAGUUUAUAUUCAGUUGCCAGUUCAGCCAAAACCGGUCGAAGUAAUCGUUCUCGACGUGCCGGAGCCCAAGUUGAAUUGAUGUCAGCACCGAAUCCAUUUUGCCCGAAUGUAAAAGGAGUUUGUUGCUUAAUGCUACUACUAAAUCUAGGACUGAUAUUGGUGACGCUAGGUUUUGUAAUUGUCAUUCAAUUCAUGGAACCUCUGUUCGUUUGGAUUCUUGGAGUAAUUUUCCUAAUCUUUGGCUUCCUUACACUAAUUGGUAGCAUGAUUUAUUGUGUGAUUGUGUGUCGGGACGCUAAAACUCCGGCUCAAUUGCGAAACGAAGACUUGUAUUGGACACGGCACUGGCAGAAGAACAUUGGCUACACACCGCACGAAAUUAAUUACAAAACAGAUCGUUACGAUGGAUACUCGGAUCGCUAUUCGGUGGGCAAACAGAGUGGUAAAUUUUCAGACCGUGAAAGUAAUCGUUACUAAAAUGAAAAAAAAAAUUAUUUCCGCGAAUCGCAAUGCAAAAUUGCAUCAUUAAGCUAACAAAGUUCAUAUUUUAAUUGAAUGUGGAGUAUAAUCUGCGACAGGUGAAACAUUACCUCCUCUCUGACUUGCUACAGCUACAUAUAUGUACAUCUAGUGAUAUCCUCUCAACUGUUUGUGCAGGAAAUAUCAAAACAUUUUUUUUUAUUUAAACAAUGAAAUGAAAUCUAAAAAAAAGUUUUUAACUUUUAAUUAACAGAAAUUAUCAUUAAAAAUGUUAACAAAAUGUAAAUAAAAAUAUAA
This is a messenger RNA of Bradysia coprophila, 2145 nucleotides long. RefSeq lists its product as uncharacterized. NCBI's taxonomy places the organism in Eukaryota, Metazoa, Arthropoda, Insecta, Diptera, Sciaridae. The record is from RefSeq and is a predicted model, not a curated record.